AUGAUCCUCUUUCGCUCAUUCCUUUCAUCGUGCGCCUUGCGGCCUUCCAUCUUCUCCCUACUUGUCGUUUCGGCGCUUGCUUCGAAGGCGCUUGUGCUAUAUCUGCAUCUGGGCGUUGUUAAUGGCCUUCUCAUAGCCUUGUAUUUCCCGACCUUCUUUAUUCUAGAAGGACUGCUUUUCACUGGGGUUUGGUACCUAUUCCAGAGGAGUGCCGGGCUGAAAUACGUCGUCGGGACGGUUGUUUCUGGAUUUUUGACUGUGAUUACGUAUUUUGCGGCCUCGUCGGAAUUCGCUUUCUACUUUGUAACGGGUAGUGAAGUGGAUUGGGAUGCUGCCACGAGCGUGGGCAGUGACCCUGAAGGGCUCAAACUGAUGUUGAGCGGUUUGACGCCUUGCCUCUGGGCUGCCUUUGCACUAUUGAUCGCCGCGUUUCUGCUCGCCCCCGGAAUAAACCUCUUGAUGACUUGGUGGUGGUCCUCAAUAUCCAGCAUGGCUGCAUACGUGCCAGUCGAGCAGCUACCCAUGUUCAAUAUAGGAGGCCAACUGCGAAAGUGGCUGAUGAGAUUGAACUUUGUCGGAGCAUGUACCAUGUGUCUGGCACUGAGCACUCUGGGAUUGUGGCUCAUUCGGCCUCCGGUGCCUUUUAACCAUAUGUCGAGAGCUCUUCCUUUCUCCGUAUUCUGGGGCUUCGUUCCGCAUCACCACGGUCCUCCGCCGCCGGAUGGCUUUCGAUUUCCGUUUCCCUGGCUUCUUGCGAAGGAGUUCUGGGAACCUGCCCGGGAUCAUUACAAGGGAUGGGCUCCGAGAAUGGGACCACCACACCCUCAUCAUCACCGUCCGCCUCCUCCCCCACCGGAGGAAGGAGAUGCGAAUGUUCUUCCGGAAUGGGCUACUCGGACGAAACUACCCUCGGGCUUUGUGAGAUGGGCUGCUGGCGAACGGGGAUCUGACGCACCAGAGAACUAUACGACGCAUAAUUUCUAUAACCCGGUUACUGAUCCGUUGAGAAUAACGAAUCUUGAUCUUGAAGUUUUGGAACCGUUAUCGCAGACAUUUAAGGAACAUGAUGUGCUCAUAACUCAUAUUGUCAUGGUCAUGAUGGAGAGUGCACGGAAGGACAUCUUCCCUUUCAAAUAUGGAUCGCAUCUGUACAAGCAGAUCCUUGAAUCUUAUGGUACCAACAAUGGGACAGUUAUCGAAGAACUUAAUUUCAAACUUUCACGCAUGACUCCCUUUGCGGAAAUCUUGACUGGUGAAUCCAGCGGCUUCCCGUCCACUGUAAAUGACCAUGAGGGCGAACAAGAGGAGGAGCAUAACACCCCAGCAGGCUCUGGAUUUGGUGGUAUAAAUGUCAACGGGGUAGUUACGGGGAGCAGCUUCUCAUGCAAGAGUGUUCUUGUGGAUCACUGCGGAGUAAGCCCAUUGCCAAUCGAGUGGAUGGGUGAGGUCCGUCAGACGAUUUACCAGCCAUGUAUCAUGCAGAUACUGAAGCUGUUCAACCGACUAAAAGAAGAUUCUUCUGCAAAUUCCACCGUUGAUAACACGACUACGUUCAAGGAUGUCCAUGAGCGGAAAUGGAGGACAUAUUUUGCACAGUCAACCACCGGUGAAUUUGGAGAGGAGGCUCCGCUUACUGAGCAGAUGGGCUUCGAUAAGGCUAUUUUCCGAGAAGAUCUUGCCGAUCCUACUGCGCCGUACUAUCACUCGGGGAUGGAGAAGGUCAAUUACUUUGGAUAUCCCGAGCACGAGUUGUAUCCGUACAUGAGAGAUAUGAUCAACGACACGCUGUCAAAUGGUGACAGGAUCUUCCUAUCCCAUUUUACCGGUAGUACGCACCAUCCAUGGGGCGUUCCCCGUAAGUUCCCGACGGAGCAGUACUUUCCAGAGGGGAGCCUUUACUCAAAGCAUGAGGAUCUGAAUGCCUAUCUGAACACGGUCCGUUAUGUCGACAGCUGGCUCGGGGAUGUUAUGAAGUUGCUGAAUGAGUCGGGGAUUGCAAACGAGACGUUGAUUGUUCUAGUGGGAGACCAUGGCCAAGCGUUCGUUGAAGAUUCCCAGAAGACAGGAACAUACGAGAAUGGCCAUAUAAGCAAUUUCCGCAUCCCCCUUGUCUUCUACCAUCCGUUGCUACCUCGCUUUCAGCUCGCAGCCAAUGCAUCCUCGAUGUCUAUUGUCCCUACCAUUCUGGAUCUGCUCAUCAACACGCGAUCGUUAAAUGACGAGGACACGGACGUAGCUUUGGACUUGAUCAACGAGUAUGAAGGGCAGUCGCUCCUUCGUCCGUACAAGAACAUCCAUAAUGGACGACAGGCAUGGCAUUUUGGCAUUAUAAACACAGGCGGCACGAUGCUCAGCGUAGGAUCUGCAGCGGCCCCCUUCCGGCUGAUUGUGCCCCUUAACAAGGAGAAGGAAUACACAUUCACAAACCUUGACAAUGAUCCGUACGAACUUCAUAUGGUCAAGGAGUUCGAUCUACACCAGCUGGUAAAGCUUGUCCGUCAGAAGUAUGGAGAAGAUGCUGCGCGCUGGGUCGCUGAUGCAGAUCGAAUUGGGAAAUGGUGGGUGAACGACAGGAAAAGGCUUUACAACUAUCACGACUAG
Molecule: messenger RNA, 2601 nt
Organism: Monascus purpureus
Lineage: Eukaryota; Fungi; Ascomycota; Eurotiomycetes; Eurotiales; Aspergillaceae
Source: the annotation of a GenBank genome assembly